AUCUACUGCUAAGAAGUUUAGUGUGUGAGCUAAAAACCAUUGUCGUUAAUCUACCAAAACUCUUGUGUUAAACGAAACCAAUUCAGAAUGAAUGUCAGUAAAUCAGUGAUACCAUGUGAUUCAAUGGUGUUUUUAAUUUCAACUUUCCGAGCUAAUCCAAUGAUUUUAUAUUUUCUUCGCAUAAUCAUAUUGAUUUUUUAUCGACUCUCGCUUUGCAUGAAUUGAGGAUACCUUUGUAUCUAAUAUUGCCGCGAACAUUCUUUAAUAUUCAGUCCGUCAUAUGUAAAGCUAAAUUGUUCAUCAACAGAACCGAAAAUGAGCAUUAAAUCAAGAAUGAUAAUGCAAUGGUGUUACAGUCUGACAGCGUGAUAGCAUUAAACACCAGAGAUGUCAGAAGCUCCAAACCAUUGCGGAUUAGUGGAAAUGGGUCUUUGUAAUGUGGGUAAUCAGUGUUGAGCACCACCUAGAAAAGUGGAAAUUAAACAUAUAGGAGAAUCCUACUGGAAAAUAUUAGGUUUUUAUAACACCAUUUCAUUUACUCAUCCUGACAAUGAGUUCUUAAUAGAUUCGAAGAAAAGUGACUGAAGGUGCAGUCCCUAUAUGGUUAGGCAUUUUUCGUAGAUACGAACGACCAUGCUUCUCGAACAAAUAUUGGUUUAGGUCAUGGGUGGUUUUUGUGUGGUCCGCUAUUGGAGAAUGGUGAUUUAUGCAAAAUAAUUUUAAAGAAAAUGAGAUUAAAAAUCAAACUCACACACUAAAAAAUUAAAGGGAAGAAUAAAUUUGGUUCAAUGAAUUCCACAUAGGAGCAUCGAGUACAUGGGACAAUAUAAAAGAAUUGAUAAACAUAUUUUGCUCAACUGGUAAACUUGUUUUAAUUCGCUUAUUUAUUCAACUGAAGUCUAUACAUUAACGAACAACAUUGCUAUUCAUUUCACUUGGUAAUUUCAAUCACAUUUCCUUGUUGAAAUACAGUAGAAAUGAUUUGGAACAAGGUCUUGCUAAGCCGGCACAGAGCGGUCUAAGGCUUGGCAAUGCACUCCAGCGCUCCGCAACUCUUCCUGCCAAUCCAAAAAAAUUGACCAAACCGCGGGUUACAUUCCGUGUUCGUUCACCAUCAACAGAUCAAAACAAUAACAAUAAUAUAAAAAUGACAUCGGAAGAUCUGCUGCAGCCCGGUCACGUGGUCAAAGAACGGUGGAAAGUUGUCCGUAAAAUCGGUGGCGGAGGUUUUGGAGAAAUUUAUGAAGGACAAGAUUUAAUAACUCGUGAACAAGUCGCACUAAAAGUUGAAUCUGCACGGCAACCGAAGCAAGUUUUGAAAAUGGAAGUCGCCGUACUUAAAAAACUACAAGGGAAAGAACAUGUUUGCAGAUUUAUCGGAUGCGGAAGGAAUGAUCGGUUCAAUUAUGUGGUUAUGCAGUUGCAAGGAAAAAACUUAGCUGAGCUGAGACGUGCCCAACCACGUGGUGCAUUUUCUCUGAGUACAACGUUGCGUUUAGGAGUCCAAAUUUUGAAAGCAAUUGAGUCAAUACAUUCAGUUGGAUUUCUUCACCGAGAUAUAAAGCCGAGCAACUUCUCAAUUGGACGUUUGCCAUAUAAUUGCCGCAGAGUUUAUAUGCUUGACUUUGGACUAGCGCGACAAUAUACUACUGGUACAGGAGAAGUGCGUUGCCCACGAGCAGCAGCAGGAUUUAGAGGCACGGUACGAUACGCUUCAAUAAAUGCUCAUCGGAAUAGGGAAAUGGGUAGACAUGACGACUUGUGGUCACUAUUUUAUAUGUUGGUUGAAUUUGUAAAUGGACAACUUCCCUGGCGAAAAAUCAAAGAUAAAGAACAAGUAGGAUUAAUGAAAGAAAAAUAUGAUCAUCGACUUCUACUCAAACAUCUGCCGUCAGAUUUAAAACAAUUUCUAGAGCAUAUACAAUCCCUUACAUAUGCAGAUAAGCCAAAUUAUGCUAUGUUAGAGUCAUUAUUUGAGAGAUGUAUGAAACGACGAGGUGUCAAAGAAUCAGAUCCAUACGACUGGGAAAAAAGUGAUGCAACUGGGAACUCAAACUCUAGUCAAGGAAAUAACGUCCAAAUGCAAGCUAAAAAUGAAUACCUCCAUGGAAAUGUCACUCAAAUGACUGUUGCUGCUUCAAAUGCGAGUGGAACUGACUGCGUGGUCCGAAGGCGUAAUGAAAUCGAUACUGUUCAGAUGGCAACAACAGAGCCAGUCAAUCACCAUAAAGAUAAGGUUGAUAAAAAUUGUAAUGCCACUACUUCGCCUCAUCACGAAAUCAAUUCAGGAUUAAAUGAAAAUAAUACAAUUGAUCAACAUCAUCAACGUGAACCACGGGAGAACACACAACAACAGCAUACACGGUCACAAAUGUAUACCGCACCACCCAAUCAACCACAGAAUUUGUCGUCGUUCUUGAAAUUGAAUUCGAACGAUCAAGAAGAUCAAAAUCAACCAAAUAAUGCUCAUCUACAGCACAACAUGCAAGGAGUAUCAAUGCAACCUAUGAAGGCGCAAUUGGUUUCGAGCGAACGUGAUACUGCGCCACAAACACAUUAUCAUCAAUCGCAUUCGCGAAGCGAUCACCAGCCGGCCCAUCAUCACCACCACCAAAGUAUUCAUGCUUCACUGCAAAAAAAAAUUCAUUCCUCGGUACAAGAAUCGAACCAAAAUACUCAUAUGACUGGAAAUCCUAUGAAAACCGCGUCAGCCGGAGCAAUUCCUUCGCUUGCAGGGGUAGUUAGCUCACCACACCGAACAGCUCAGACCGGAACCACUGAUGGAGAGGCGGCACAUAAUUUUUUUUGUGGGAAUGAGAAUGCGAGUAGUUGCAAUAAGCUUCCCAAGUCUAGUCAGGAAAAGUCAACUUAUGGUCGGCUGCGAGUGUUCACCGCUCCACCUACCUCAGUUCACGAACUAGCGGGAACAACGGCAGAAACAGGAUCACCCCGUGAAACAGAAGGGUCACCCUUUUCUUUCGACUUGAAUAAAAUGGAAUUUCGAAACCAAAGGCAUUCAGCUGGGGGUGGUGGUAGCGGAAGCGUUGGUAUGAAUAUCACAGGUGGUCGACGAUCGAAUUUGCGCCCUUCUUCAGGCUCGGGAUCAACACAUCGCCUAAGUUCAUCAGGUGGUGAUAGAGGUGGUUUAAGCAUUGGCGGAAACCGAGAUCAUUCAGUUACGCAGUUCGCCCUUAUCGAUGAUGAAAAUGUUUCUGCUCUGCAACAGGUGACAAAAGGCGGUGGUGCUUUAACUUUAGCGUCGCAAUGGAAGAGCCAGUUUGAUGAUUCAGAGGAAACCACGGAUAACGAGUGGAAACAAGAACCGCAGAGCCCUGAUCAUAAAGAUAAAAGCAAUUUAGGAUCACAUUCACAACCUAAUUUAAUAAAUAGGCAACCACAAAUACGCCGUCGUGAAAUCAAACGUAAAAAAUGUAAUUUAAAUAUAGCUGGAAUUGAGAAUUACAGCAAUUUACAUGAAUUGCUUCCACAUUGCUGGUCCGAACCAGCUCUAGGAAAUGUUUUACGUCGCGAUCUAAAGCCACCUGUUAUCCAACAAGCUGCAUUUGACGAUACGGUAUUUCGUAUGGAUAUUAUUCGAAACGUUGGUAUUCGACAAACUGUAGCCGACUCCGCUGUCCCAGAGGAAACAGCAUUGAUUGAUCUAGAUAACUGCAAGGUCAUAAAUUCCUCCGAUAAAAUGGUUGACGCGUCAGUAGCUCCGAACCAGAAGCUGAUUAAUGCAAAGAGAUUCCGCAAUAGUUUACCAAAUAUCGCAUUAAAUAGUGCUCCAGAUGUUACAGUAUCUGCACGACCGCCAUCACCGCCACUUCAACAACUAAUCAAUUCAUUUGAUACGCAUUUAAAACUGAAUAUUUUCAAUAAUACUCAUAAUGUUAUACAAAGUAGUCAUAAUCACGCUGAUGCCAGUUAUACGAGCCAGCAAAACAAUAGUAAAGCGAUAUUCAACUCGAAUUGCGAAAUGAAAUUGCCACCAGCAAAAGUAGAGAAAAUUGAAUGUGACUUUAACUUGGAUCCCACGGAAACGAACGAGAGUCACGUUAGAGCUGAAUCGAUAAAUAAUAGUGUUGAUAACAGAGACAAAAUUCUAGGGGUUGACCAACAGGAUGAAGAAGGAUGCGCUGUCAGCGGUCGGUUGGAAAUUCGUGUCAUUCCAAAAGAGAGCCCGAAUCCUGAUGAAUCGAUUUAUUUUGAUGCUCUAGCAAAUGGUACUUCGAUUAAUAUUAAAAACAUUAAUAUUGUUAGAAAUGGCGUACUCGACUUACAACAUUAUUUAUUAGGUAACAAUAACCAAAACAGUGCGGCAGUAUCUACAACAUCGCAUUUUCAAACGCCAACUAGUCAUGUAUGUCCAGAAGUUCAUCAAACAUCUGUAGCAGCGACGAAGUCGAAAACCGUAAAUGAUAGACCAAGCAGUCAAAUUUCAUCAACAGUACCCUUGAAUGAGUCGAAAUUGAUACAUCAAGAUCAAAGUGAGGAUUAUCAUAACCUGCAAAGCGUAUUUCAUAGUCAUCAACAAAUCGGCAACACUAACCUCACGGAAAAUUGUGAUGGGGAAGAUAACAGCAAGGUUCUUGAUGAAUCUGCUGUAAUUGCCGCUAGAACACAAGAUCCUCGACACGAAGCCGCUAGUUUCAACAAAGUUAAACUAGACGACCCAACACAGAAAGAGCAAUACGAGUGCAUACAUCAUAAAGACAAUCUGGUUCCUUCAGGGAUUAGCAGCGGUGUCGCUAGUAGAAUCCCCGUGUUGAACACAAGUUUACGUUUAUCGAAAUGUGCAUCUUGGUCUGGAUGUGAUGUUCAGCCGUCAGGUCAUAUUGUAACAGCAGCAGGAAAUUCAUCAGCUGGAACUGCAAGUAAUUCAUCAGCAGCAACGACAACUACCACAACUAUUUCCAAUAACGCACAACUUAAUGUCGAUAUGAUUGAUCUUACACCUGCAUUGCGGCGACGACGUCAAACUGAAAAAUAUGUAACCGACCCAUCUCAACUGAAUCUACGAUUUCAAAGACCUCGAUCGAGGCACAUAAACAGAAACCGCGGUAUACCGACUCACAUGUUAGGUACAUUUGAAGACAACUCUUCAGACAAUAGUGGGGAAGAAAAGCAACACCAGCAACAUCCAAGUGAUAUUAAUAAUAGUAGUUUAGUAGAUACAUUGCAAAGUACACAAUCACAUCAUAUAAAUACUCCUCUCUCGUCGGCAACCACAUCAUGCAAUCAUGUUGCAGGCGAGAAUAUAAUUGCAGAAUUUGAUAGAUCUCUACGUAAUGAUAUAACACCUCCACCAGGAGCACCAAAACCCGAGAAUAGUGCACGUCUACGCCGAUAUAGAUAUAACUUAGAAUAAAAACUAAAUCCGGAAAAAUAUAAACAUUAAACUUCAACGCAAAUGAAAAGCCUUUUUCUUAUACAGAAAAUUAAUGAGAAAAGAAACAACCAAAUAACGUUGAGCAAAUAGAUCAUUAUCAAUACUGUAAUGGGUUAUUUACUGAGCAAAUCAUUCGAAUGAAACACAAGCAUAUUCAUCAUAAAAAGAUUUUAUAGCGGGAAAAAGAGUCAAUCAACGUACAGAUAUAGAAAACGAUAUUUGAAAGGAUUACUUUAAAACCAGGAGCCAACUGUAAAUUUGAUUUCAUUGAAGCCUAACAGAAAUUGACAUUUCUUCAGGAUAGAGUGACUUAUUUCAGGAAUGCUUGGUAACUAAUGUAGACUGAACUCCUCACAUCAUUACUUUUUUCCAACUUCACCUGUGUUAUUAAUCUUGAGUUUUUUUUAUUCAAGAUACUUUGUUGUGACAUUAAUUUGCGUGAUAUGGACUGGUUAAUACUGAAUUUAAUAACGGGCAACUAGAAAUUGAUUGAUAUUUUUUCUCAUGAUCUAUAGAUUGAAGUAAAUAUUGAAAGAAACGAAAGUGUUACUUUCUUCGCUAUAAAGAAAAUAACGGACUGAUAGGAAAAUGUUCGUGCAUAUUUUUAAAGCUAGCACUAGAGUAUAGUAGUUUUGGCAAUUGUAUUUAUAAAAUAAAGUUUAAAAAUGAAAACUGCAAUUUAAAUGAAAUAUUCGACACGAAAUCGAGGAGAACAAUACUAAAAUUUUAUUCAAUAAAAAAUUAUCUUAAGAAUGUGGCUUAAAUUCGAAAUGGUGAAAAAAAUAAGCUUCACUGCAAAUUAACGGCAAUCUUAAUAUAAAACAAUAUAAGCGAUGCUGUGUAAUAUUGUAUUUAUUCAAUAAACAAACAUUGAGUUAGAAGUAUCCUUUCUGAACAACUUUAGAUGUAAAUUUGGCAGUUUGUAUUAAUACCCAAAAACACUAUCAGCGAGAUUACUAUGUUAUUAGGUGACAUUCAAUAAGAUUUAUUAAAAUUAUGAGACUAGAGUUUGCUAUAUAUAAAUAUGGGAAAACAGAAACGAAAAAUACCAUGAAUUGAAUGAUUUAAAGCAACUAAAAUGAAUGUAUAUAUAAACUACAAAUAUUAUAUAUACAUGUAUAAAUUACAUAAUUAUAUAUAUAUAUAUAUAUAUAUAUACAUAUAUAUAUAUUUGCUGUGAUGAGCUCUGAAAACUAUUGAAAAUGUAUAAAUCUUUUGUAUCAAAUAAUUUAUUUAUUGAAGGUAUAUUAUUAUUUUGUCACUUAUUCAAAUUUUAUGCUAUUUGUUAUAUAAGUUUGUAUUAUUUUUGUUAACUAGUUAACUACCGUUUCGUGAACGCCAAGUUAAAAACAUUGACGAAGACGAAAAUGUUUUAUUCAAAAAUAAAGCAUUUGUUUCACAUUAGUAAAUGCACCUUUUAUUUGAAGAUCACCUCUGUCAAAUGGAAGCUUGAGGAAAGUCGAAAGUUAUGGGGAAUUAGUGCUUCCCAAAUAUAUGUAACAAAUCUUUAAUAACUGCAAAUUGUAAAUUUAUUUUCGACUUGCAUUUGUAAAAACUAAUACCAUAAAUAAAAGUAACCAUAUGAUAUC
Messenger RNA from Hermetia illucens (black soldier fly), 6981 nucleotides. It is a transcript of the gene Asator, whose product is annotated as tau-tubulin kinase homolog Asator. Lineage: Eukaryota; Metazoa; Arthropoda; Insecta; Diptera; Stratiomyidae. Gene Ontology annotation, biological process: peptidyl-serine phosphorylation; signal transduction. The record is from RefSeq and is a predicted model, not a curated record. Gene Ontology annotation, molecular function: protein serine/threonine kinase activity; ATP binding. Bases 1148 to 5371 code for a protein of 1407 amino acids. Gene Ontology annotation, cellular component: nucleus; cytoplasm. The transcript is spliced from 14 exons.